GGCUGGGGGCCACAGGACGGUUGAAAUGUAAGUAGUCGGGAGAGACUGGGACGUAACCGUAACCACGCGGAAGGGAGGGUUUAACCAUUAGCCACCAUUAACCCACUGCGACAGCUGUACGGAGCCGGUACUGUACUUAAGGCGUGCGCACCGGCGUCCACGCCUCAGCCUGAGUGCGUUACCAAACCAAGAAGUGGAGGACAGCGGCAUCCAGCCAGCCGCGCGGAAACCUUGUGCACAUACUGAUCAUCACUUGUCGAAUUCUCCCUCUCUGGACCGCUGACACCGUAAGGUGACUGCCGCUCUGGUUGGAGGAUUUUCUUUUUUCUUUUUUUUUUCUUUUUUUUUUGCACAGCAGGUAAUUUAAUCCUCAUACAGCAGAUCUUUAAAUACCUCCUUUAAAAACCUCCCAGCAGAGCACGUGGUGUAAGGUGAGACAUUUCCUGCCUGCUGAAGUGACCAGUCUCGUGCUAGCAGCGGACUGACCGGUCUGCACUGCAGUCUGGCCUUUUCAGUGUUUCUUCAGCUUGUUCUGGACUUUAAAGGACUGUUUACGUUCGACUGGAGGGGAAUUCUGUGGUGAGUCCCCGAGCCUGUUGUUUUCCUUUCUCCUCUGUUUUGAACCACUAUGCCCUUUUUUUUGCCGGCCUCCCCUUAGCACCUUGCAGUGAAUGGAGAACAUACUGGUUCUGCUCCCGAAGCACCGACAGGAACACGGGCUCUGCAGACGCACGGCUGCUGGUGCCUCGCUGCAAGUCUUUUCCUACAGAGCAGGUUUUUCCUUGUCUUUUAGAGCAACCCCCUCUCCCUAUGAGCCUCUUUAAUGGGAUAAAUCAAUUGGACUGAUCAGGUUCAAAACCAGAUCAGACGCUUCCAUUCAGAAUUCCCUAGAUCCAUUAGGGCUCCAGACCUUUUCUUGUGAAGCCCACCACCUAUCAAAGGCCUCCGCAUGGUACUUUGGUCGAAAGAACAAGACAAACUCCCCGACAUCAACAUGUCCUCUGGGGCCAUUGAGAUGAAGAAGGAGGGAGGCCCCCUGACCCCAGCCUUCCUCAAUUCCAACUGCUCCGUCCACCCGGUGAUCCUCACCAAAGGCUCUGAAGAAGUGAGCCCAGGGACCGGGGGCGAGUUCGAGCUCACGGAGGUCACAUCGCUCACAGAGAGGGCCAAUGAGACCGGGGAGGAUGAAGAGAGGUCAGAGAUUGUGGUAGCCAUAGACUGUCGGGCCAAUGCCAAGGGUCAGCGGGAAGAGGAUGCUCUCCUGGAGAACGCAAGCCAGAGCAACGAGAGCGACGACACCAGCACCGAUCAGAGCCCCGAACCAUCGGCGCCCCUCAAGGAGACCUCCUUUUCCAUCGGCCUGCAGGUGGUUUUCCCUUUCCUGCUGGCCGGGUUCGGGACGGUGGCGGCAGGAAUGGUGCUAGACAUCGUCCAGCACUGGACGGUGUUCACGGAGGUGUCGGAGGUCUUCAUUCUGGUUCCUGCUCUGCUCGGGCUCAAAGGCAACUUGGAGAUGACGCUGGCCUCCAGACUUUCCACAGCGGCUAAUAUUGGUCAGAUGGACACAGCCAAGGACAUGUGGAAGAUGAUUAUGGGGAACUUGGCUCUUAUCCAGGUCCAGGCCACGGUGGUGGGGUUCCUGGCUUCAAUAGCUGCUGUGAUCUUUGGUUGGAUCCCAGAGGGACACUUCAGGCUGGGCCAUGCAGUGCUGCUGUGCGCCUCGAGCGUGGCCACCGCCUUUAUUGCCUCAUUGCUCCUGGGUCUCGUCAUGAUUGGUGUGAUAGUGGCUUCCAGAAAAGUUGGCAUCAACCCCGACAACGUGGCCACACCCAUCGCUGCUAGCCUCGGAGACCUGAUUACCCUUUCCCUGCUGGCAGGCAUCUCAACAGGACUCUACAAGGAGUUAGAGUACAAUGACUACGCCAACCCGCUGGUGUGUGCGGCGUUCGUGGCCAUGUGCCCCCUGUGGGUGCUGAUAGCCCGGAAGAUCCCGUCCACCAGAGAGGUCCUGUAUUCUGGCUGGGAGCCGGUUAUUAUCGCCAUGGCCAUCAGCAGUGUUGGAGGUCUGAUUCUGGACAAGACCGUCACCAACCCAAACUUUGCUGGCAUGGCCGUUUUCACUCCGGUCAUCAACGGCGUGGGAGGAAACCUGGUGGCGGUUCAGGCCAGUCGAAUCUCCACCUACCUCCACAUGAACGGUCUGCCCAUGGGGGAUCCCAACCACACCCCGAGGAAGUGCCCCACGCCCUGCACCUCCUUCUUCGGCUCCACUGUGAACUCUCGUUCAGCUCGUGUGCUCUUCCUCCUGGUUGCGCCGGGCCACAUCGUCUUUCUCUACACCAUUAACUCCCUAAGGGGGGGACACACUACGCUGACGCCCAUCUUCAUCACCUUCUACCUGGUAGCUGCACUACUGCAGGUCAUGAUCCUUCUCUACCUGGCAGACUGGAUGGUUCACUGGAUGUGGGGCCGAGGCAUGGACCCCGACAACUUUUCCAUCCCGUACCUGACGGCCCUUGGUGACCUGCUGGGGACCGGCUUCCUCGCACUCUGCUUCCACAUGCGCUGGUUCAUUGGGGACAGAGACACCAAUGUGGGCAACUGAGCGCAUGCAGAACAAAACACUCAAAAACAAAAAGCAAAACGCAGCAACUUUCACAAACUGGAAGCUACUACAGUGAGGAGCAUCCCCUGUACCUGGACAUCAGCGAUUAAAGGGCUAAAUUCCUGCAGGGCUCUGGAUGGUGGUAUCACUCACAUGGAACGUCAUCUUUAGGAUAUCAGGAAGUUGUUGUACUGUUGACACAGGAGCAGCUCCACAAGUUAAUAUCUUUCUGUUACCAUGGAAACACAGACAUCUUCACCUCAACCUCACAACAAAUUCCCACCUGUGAUGAAUCCCCACAGACUCCACUACUCCUUUAUCUUACUCAAUAACAGAGUCCUACCACUUUUGUUUUUGACAAUGAUUGUUAUUGUUGGUGAAUAAUGCAGUUGAUAUGAAUCAAUAUCUGUUCUGUGUACACGGCAAAUCCUCAUUAUUUUCAAUGGGGACAUUAGGCCCUCUGUUUUUAAAGAUUGGCCUUUAACACUUGAAGCUGCAACAACAAAAGAAAGAAAAAAAAUUACCCAAACAAGUUUAGAAUGCUUAACCACAAAGUGCUACGUCCCAUGUUCCAUCUGCAGAUUAGUUAUUAUGCGAAAUCUAAUGUCAUUCAUGUUUUAAUAGAGUGCAUUGUUUGUUUAGGCUUUGUGUCAGUAGGGAACAAGGUUAACGGGUUAAUUUCAGGGGACUGGAGCAAAGUUUAUUUUUUUGUCACUACUUAUGCUUACUUUACCCCACAUUUGGAUUGUCAGGUGGGAGUUCAUCAGUUCCUGAUUAAGGUCGCUAAUAAUUUCUAGGUUGUUAGCAAGGUCAUAUUUUGCAGCCGACUGUUCCAGGUGACAAUAGCAUUUGUUUCCCUGUUUGAAACCAUUUUCCAACUAUCCGCUGGAAAGAGCUAGUUGUUGUGUUUUACAAGCCAGACGGUUAAAAUGCUCAACAGGCUGCUAUGUGCUAAUCUGCAGAGUUCAGCCAAGCUCUGUGUUCACAGAUGGUUCAGAUGUGUUAAGGUGCCUUAGAUCAGAUGAAUGCUAGUGAAAGUUUAUAUUUUCUGUGGAUUUUGUAGGAGCACUGAAUCGUUCCAGAGUGACCAAUAUUGCUGUUAGCUCAUAGGUGUUGUGGCUAAUGGUGUAUUCCAGUUGUCUUGGAAUUCCGAGCAGCCGAGAAUAUGUGACGGACUAUUCCAAAAUAACCAAUUUGUGAGCAUCUACAAAUGCCAUAUAAACUAGAAAAUCACAAACCCAUUGCAAAAAUGCGUACCAUGACAACAGCAGCCAAAUUUGGUGAUAAUAAACCAUACGAACAAACCUGCCAUAAUAAUGUAAUUAUCAGUAACAACAACUCGCUGCUGUUUACACCAGAAACAUAACGGACACAAAAUAUUUUAAAAAGAAUUUUAAUAAACAGUAAUGGACAACAAGUGGUACUGAGCAUAGCCAUCUUUAAAUCUGGAAUCUUGGCGUCUUUUGAAACUUACGAGUUUGCCGCACUGAAAAAUGAAAUCACUUAGUCAUUUCUGGAUUUUUCGAGGACAACUAGAAUGCACCAUCAGUGACGUGAAGUCUACUGGCCUGUGGAUUCAGUCACCAAACAAAUCACUUAUUAAAUCUUUAAGCUGUCUGAGA
Molecule: messenger RNA, 4227 nt
Organism: Melanotaenia boesemani (Boeseman's rainbowfish)
Lineage: Eukaryota; Metazoa; Chordata; Actinopteri; Atheriniformes; Melanotaeniidae
Gene: slc41a1
Product: solute carrier family 41 member 1
Exons: 11
Coding region: 950-2605 (551 amino acids)
Biological process (GO): monoatomic cation transport
Cellular component (GO): plasma membrane
Molecular function (GO): monoatomic cation transmembrane transporter activity
Source: RefSeq, a predicted model, not a curated record